Pollicipes pollicipes is the source of this 918-nucleotide messenger RNA. RefSeq names its product GH3 domain-containing protein-like. The transcript is spliced from 6 exons. Gene Ontology annotation, cellular component: cytoplasm. NCBI's taxonomy places the organism in Eukaryota, Metazoa, Arthropoda, Thecostraca, Pollicipedomorpha, Pollicipedidae. The record is from RefSeq and is a predicted model, not a curated record. The coding region runs from base 1 to 918 and encodes 305 amino acids. Gene Ontology annotation, molecular function: acid-amino acid ligase activity.
AUGGAGCUGUUCGAGCUGCUGCGGCUGCUCUUCACCGUGUUGGUCGUUAUUUGUGGUCUGGCCAUGCUGGAUAUCCGACGGCGCGGGUACUGCACCGGGCUCAGCUGGCCACUGCUUAUGAAGCUCUACGUCGUACGCCAGCUGGGGUCUAUCAAAACGUACCUGAUGCAUCGCAAGUUCGAGAAAGAUGUUCGCCACUUCCAGGAGGUGCAAUUCCAGUUCCUGAUGAAUCGGAUUCGUCGGUACACUCUCAUUCCGAGCAUUAUGUUUUUCGAGUUCCUGCCGAUUUUCAACGACCGCAUUCCCGAUCUGGACGAGAUCAACCCCAAGGAGCUCCUCCUCAGUGAGCAAUUGGAAUUGAACAAAACGUACGAGGUCAUCAUCACCAACUCCUCCGGCUUCUAUCGAUUCCGGCUCGGGGAUGUGGUCCGAGUGGUGGGCUUCUACCAGCAAGCUCCGCAGAUCGAAUUCCUCUUCAGGUCAGGCCAGAACCUGAACGUGAACGGAGAAAAGCUCUCCGAGGAGGUGUUCUUCCGCGCCCUGCGCGAGGCAGCAGGCCGCUGGCCGUCCACUCUCAAGGACUACACGGUGGCCGGCAGCCAGUUCGCGCCCAGUCACCAGGGCCUGCUGGACCCGCACUACCUCCUCUUUUUGGAGCUGGACGGCCCGGUCCUGACUGAGGAGCAGACGGGGCUGGUGGAUGACAUCCUUCGGCAGCAGGACGAAGAAUACGCCAGCUUCCGGAAACUGGAGAAGAUCGCCAAGAUCCGGGUGUACCAAGUGGAGCCGGGAGCCUUCUCGCGCUUCCGUGCACACCUGCUGGCGACCACGGCCGUCACGGCCGGCCAGUUCAAGAUGCCCAGAGUGCUGAAGAGCCGUGACAGGGUGGACUGGUUCCUCGAGAAUGUCUGCAACUGA